GUGAGGUGCAGCGACCCGGCUCUGUGGAGCGGAGCUGUGUUAAGAGCGGGAGCCGGCUGAGGGCAGGGUGACUGGAGGGAAGCAUCAGCAGGGCCACCAAGCAUAGAAGUCAAGGGGCAAUAAGACCCAAGAAACGGGAUACAGAUCAGGGUCACCUGGUGGUGAGCACCAGCUGACUCCUUGCCAGCCCGGGCUGGUCGUAGCCACACUCUCCCGGUUGAAGAGCGGGCAGCGCAGGGUCCCGGCUUCGGCCAUCUUCGGCUGUCCGCCGAGAUCGGAGGCUGGCUUGGGGCUGAGUGCUAUCCCGCUCAUCCCCUCCUUUCCCAACACCAGUAAUGUGACUGGGCCGGAGGACCUUGCACCCCCACCACCACCGCCUCCCCAUCCCCCUCCCUCCCCAUCCCGCGCCCAAACCUGAGGCAAGUCCUGCGAGUAAGCAGCAGCAACCACUCCACUACCUCCAGAAGCGACAGCAACUUAAUGCAGCCCUGAUCCUCCUCCUCCUACAGAAGAUCUCUAACCCGCACAACUAACUCCGAAGAUGCCCAGAAAAAGUGAAUUAGUAGACCAGUCAACAAAGACCGAAGAAACGAACAGGGUCGUGCUGCGUACCCGAAAGCGAAAAGCAGACGUUGCCAUUUGUUUGCAAGACUUGGAUGAAGUUACGGAAGGACAGUCUGCGAAACCAUAUGAAAAGGAGGCUUGCUGGAGAUCUGUAGCCAACUGUAUGAGUCCAUACAGACCCCAUUCAACAACAUGCACAAAUCUAGAUGACACGGUUACAUCAAGUUCUUCUAGUUAUAUGCUGUACAGGUUCAAAAAUGUUUUAGCCACUCCAACUAGAGCUUCACCAUUACCAGUUUUCUGUUGGGGAAAUCAUGAAGAAGUAUGGAAUAUCCUUCUGAAGAAGGAGCAGGCUUACUCGAGAGACAAAGAUGUUUUUCAAAAGCAUCCACUCUUGCAACCUAAGAUGAGAGCUAUUCUUCUUGACUGGUUAAUGGAGGUUUGUGAAGUCUACAAGCUACAUAGAGAGACACUUUAUUUAGCCCAAGACUUUUUUGAUAGAUUUAUGGCAACACAACAAAACAUUGUGAAGACUCGAUUACAGCUUAUUGGUAUAUCAGCUUUAUUUAUCGCUGCAAAACUAGAGGAAAUCUACCCACCAAAGCUACACCAGUUUGCCUAUGUUACUGAUGGAGCUUGCACAGAAGAAGAAAUCCUUAACAUGGAACUUGUUGUUAUGAAGGCUCUCAAGUGGAAUUUGUGCCCGAUAACAAUUGUGUCUUGGCUCAACAUCUACAUGCAAAUUGCAUAUUUGCAGGAAAUGUAUGAAAUAUUAAUACCACAGUACCCACAAGAAAUGUUUGUUCAAGUAAUGGAGCUAUUGGAUCUCUGUAUCUUGGAUUUCAGAUGUUUGGAGUUCACAUAUGGAGUUACAGCAGCUUCAGCUCUGUAUCACUUUUCGUCUUGUGAAUUAGUUCACAAAGUCUCAGGAUUUGAAUGGAGUGAAAUAGAAGGAUGUGUGAAAUGGAUGGUUCCAUUUGCUAUGGCCUUGAGAGAACUGGGAAGUAUAACACUCAAACAUUUGAAAGGUGUCUGUCCAGAAGAUUUGCACAACAUACAGACACAUUCUAACAGCUUAUUAUUACUGGAUAAAGCUCUCUCAACGCAGGCACUACUAUUGGAACAGAGUAGAUGUUCACCAGUACCUUCUGGAAUUUUAACUCCUCCACAAAGCAGUAAGAAGAACAAUACUUCGGGUCCUCAUGAAGAUCUCAAACACUUGCAACCCUGAAACAGAUCACGGGUGAAUUUCAUUCACCUUUGAAGUCUGAAUAAGAAAAUGCUUUAGAAUGAACAGAAGUUAAAUGGAUUUGACUCAUGCCUACUCUUGAAAGCAGAAGAUGGCUGUAAAUGUCUAAUUGCAUUCUUUGUGGUGCCAGCAUCUCUCAAUGCUGGAUGUUGGAACUCUAUAACUUGGUUCUUAAUACUGACCUUUUUUUAAAUGGGUGGACUUUUGCCAAGAACUCCAACCAAAUAAAGGGUGCUUUUCAAGUAAUCCUAAUUGCUGCUAGGGAGGGUGGCUCUUGGAGGUGGGGGGGGAAGAAUACAGUAAGGUCAAAGUAUUGAUUGAUGAAAUUGUUUUAUGUACUUAAAGCUGCUGUUUAUUUUAAAUAAAAGG
Messenger RNA from Hemiscyllium ocellatum (epaulette shark), 2182 nucleotides. RefSeq names its product cyclin E1 (gene ccne1). NCBI's taxonomy places the organism in Eukaryota, Metazoa, Chordata, Chondrichthyes, Orectolobiformes, Hemiscylliidae. The record is from RefSeq and is a predicted model, not a curated record. Gene Ontology annotation, molecular function: cyclin-dependent protein serine/threonine kinase regulator activity. Gene Ontology annotation, cellular component: centrosome; cyclin E1-CDK2 complex; nucleus. The coding region runs from base 542 to 1795 and encodes 417 amino acids. Gene Ontology annotation, biological process: regulation of cyclin-dependent protein serine/threonine kinase activity; G1/S transition of mitotic cell cycle. The transcript is spliced from 11 exons.